This is a messenger RNA of Ooceraea biroi (clonal raider ant), 2426 nucleotides long. Its product is annotated as muscle M-line assembly protein unc-89. The record is from RefSeq and is a predicted model, not a curated record. NCBI's taxonomy places the organism in Eukaryota, Metazoa, Arthropoda, Insecta, Hymenoptera, Formicidae.
UUAUCGGAAGAUCGUCACGUCACGUCGUAUCGAAGACGUAAUUAAUAUCGCGGGCUGUUGACACGGCCGUCGGCACCGGGGACAGUCUUGAGUCUUGUCUGGCUAGAGCAGAGCAUUAGUCCGCUUCAGUCGACUUCAGCGAAAUCCACUUCGGUCAGCUUUAGUUGGCGCGUUGAACGGUGUACGACGAUUCUCGCGAUAAAGGAGAUUGGAGUUUCUCGCGGUCCUCUUCGUCGCUCUUCGCGGCAUUAACCGCCGCGCGCACGUGGUUGCUCGUGGCCCGCCCGCAAAAAUAAUCAGCAUAAAUGGUACCGCGUAGAGCGAAGAAGCAGGCGGCAACGGAGGUCACCGCGGUAGCUGCCGACGGCAAGGUGACACCGUCGAAAAGGAGGAAGCUCGCAAACCCGGUUACGGAAGCAGCGCAGCGACCCAAGGCGCCAGGGCUUCGGACGAGGACAAGGGCGACCAAACGCGGAGAAAACGCAGCGACCGACGAGUCCGCAAGUCCGUCGGAAAGAUCGCGUCUUCGGCUUGGAAAUGCCACGACGAAGGAGAAUGUCGAGACGGAGGGCGCACCUGGACCUAGACGAGUCGGAGUCGUCAAACGACAGCGUCAGAAGAGGCCGACGACGGCAGUAGAGAACACGGGCGAAGAGAUCGCUGGACGGAAGAUGGGAGAGAAAUCGCGUGAGAAAAAGGCGGGAACGAAGAAGCCGGCCGCGGCGAAGGUGCAAUCUCAAGUACCUGAAAAAACGGGCAUGAAGAAGCGGGCAGCCAAGGUCACAACCAAGGGUGACAAAGAUAUCAAGGAGAAAGAGACCGGUAGAUCCGCCCCCGUGAAGAGGAGCCGUCGCGUGAAUAAGCCUGUGGAGGAGGAGAGUCAGCAGCCAAUGGUGGAACAGAUUGCCACAAAGACUUUGAGGAAGCACAAAAUCAUUGAAGAAGCCCUCGAAAAAGUCGUUGUGGCCGUUGAAAAAGCCACUAAAGUCGUUAGAAAAGUCGCUGAAGCCGUGAAUAUAGAGGAAGAACCCGUGAUCAGUAAGAAAACUCGUGGUAGGGGGAAAAAGAGGGAAGCAGAUAUUGGCGAUGCACCGAAGGUGAAAGCCAAGGAAAGGUCAAAAAAGGCUUCCACAAAAUCAGAUGCUAAAGUAUUACCAAAGAAAUCGGGAACUGUGGAACAUAAUACUGAGACUACAGCAGCGACAGAAAAUAAUUCAAGAGCAAAAGACGCCAAAGCCUCAAAGAAACCUGUUUCCAGAGCAAAACAUCAUUCCAGGGCAAAAAAGGUCGACAACGCUCAAGCGGAAGAAGUAGCACUACCCGAAGCAAACAUUGAAGAAAACGGUAACACUGUUGCUGAAAUGACACAAACAGAACACAAACAAAAGAAGGGAAAUACAGGAAGUGAGGCAAACAAUGGAAAACCUGAAAUAAAGAGAGGAAAGAAGAAAGAGCAAGAAGUCAUUAUUGUAAAAGAAGAAACAAUGGAAAAUGCAAUUACCGAAGAUGAAACUGAAGACAUAAAUUUAGUGCCACAAAUAUUAAAUGACACCGUGACAAAUGAUGUUCCUUCCAUCAACAACAAUGGUUCUCUACAAGAAGCAGAAGACGCAGAGGUCAUAGAUGAGGCCAAUGGAGGUAACGUGGAAGAAGUAGUAGUAGAAGAUUUAAACCUGACUACAAGUAGAUUGUUAAUUUAUGAGACUGACUAACUGAGAGAAAGGAAAGAAAGUAUUUUGAGCAGAUAGGUGGUUAAAAAGAUGUGCAUUUAGGACUUAGAGGAACAUAUUAACAUAUUUUCUAUCUAAUUAAUAGACGCACACAGAGAGAGAACUAUACGUUUUAUUUUUAUGGAAUAAUCUGAUAUUUUAAUAUAUUUAUCACGAAAGUACUUGCGAUAUAAAUGGUUGGGCCUUAAGAUCGCUGAUUUACUACUGUAGCCAUAAUUUAAGUAUAACUUCGGUGUCUGAUGAAAAUCAUUAUUGUUCUAAGAAAGAAUAUUUAUUUUUUGGGGAAAAAGUAAAUACAUAGAGAGAAAAUUUAUAUUGUUGCCCGUAUUAUUGCAUAAGAGUUAGUAAUAAGCGAUAAUGUUACCCGAAAACUAGGUUUCGAAACAAAACAUGUUUUCUUUACGAGUGUCUUUCAUCGAGAAGAGGGUUCUACAAAAUCAGAUGUUAAAGUGUUACCAAAGAAAGUUUAAUGUCGGUUUUUUAAUAUGUAUUGACUGUUGAAAACAUAGUACUAUAAGAAAUAAUUUGAUAGAAUUUGAAAUUCCGAAUUGUGCAUACGCGCAUACACAUCGAGUAUGUAAAACAUGGAUGUGUGCGUGUCUGUUUUUUGUUCGACAUAAAGAUUUUUGUUCAACGAUAUAGUUAAAUGCUAUUUGUGUAAAUGAUAUUUGUAAAUAAAAUACAUUUAAACAACAA